Molecule: messenger RNA, 1455 nt
Organism: Phytophthora infestans T30-4
Lineage: Eukaryota; Oomycota; Peronosporomycetes; Peronosporales; Peronosporaceae
Exons: 2
Coding region: 1-1428 (475 amino acids)
Source: RefSeq, a predicted model, not a curated record
AUGGCAGAAGAGAAGGACAUUGUUGUGGACGACGGUCACCAGACGCGAUUGUUAUACACCGAAACCAGCUCCGUCGACAAAGCCAACCGCUUGUUUGGAGCGUGUUACAAUGGUAACACAGUGAUCAUGAUCAACCCUCGACCCAGUAUGUUUCGGCCUUACAUCCGCGUACCAGAAGGGAUGUAUGCACUCGUACAGAACCAAGGUCGUGAUAUGGACUUUACGAAAGACGGUGUGAAAGGUCCUGUAUGGCCUGCUGGGUUCCACUGGGCCGGUCCUUGGACUCAAGUUUCCCACCUCAUCACGAAGCAGUUCAUUGUAUUUGAGACGCCUGUUAAAGGCUGUAAGACAGCUGACAACGUUACGGUUCGCAUCGAUAUUUGCCUCAUCUUCCGAAUCAUGGGGGACGCAUCCAAGGGGGAAGAUCCGAACCUUGUACGGCGCUUUGUGUACGAGCUGGGGCCCAACGGCUUGGAAGUUCAGCUGCGUGCAGCGCAGGAUGAAGCUGUACGCGCUUUAGCUCGAAGUGUUCAACACACGGAAGUAUACAAGCUUCGUGAUGGGACAAUGCAAGGAAAUUUCAACACGGGUAAGCUUGCAAUGCUGAACCGCAAUUCAGCACCAACAGAACAAACACCGUACUUUGUGACGGAGGAUAUCAAGAAGAAUCUCAACGCCCAGUUCAAUAACUAUGGCGUUCAGAUCACCAGUGUAGCCAUCACCAACGUGAAACUUCCAACGACGUUCGAGGAGCAGAUGCAGAGUCGUACGACGCACUUGAGUACGAUUAAGGAGCAGAACAUGAAGCAGAUGAACGCCAUGCAGUUGCUAUCAUACAAGGAGGAGAUCGACACGACAAAGUUAGCGAGAAAAAUGAUGUUGAUGGAGGAAGAGCAAACCGGCAAAGCCAAAUGUGCCGAGAUUCAAAAGGAGAUCGACAUGGUUGAUACAGAUACCCGUGUCAUUCAGGAGCAAAUUGCUCAGGAGACGCGUGUUGAGUGCAACAAAAUCGCUGCCGAAGCCUCGUUAGCAAUCGAGCAGAUCCACGCUGACACAAAGCGCAUUUCAAGUGAGAUCGCGUUCCGAUCCGACACCGAUAUUCGCCUCGUUGAGGCUGAAGAGGAAGCAUGUAAAUUGCAGUUGCAGGCGGAAAUCGAGGAGCUCAUCAGUGGCGGUGAAGCAAAAGCAAAGGAGAUCGUGGCGCGCGCUGAGGGAUCAGCAGCGAAGAAACUCGAACAAUACCGCGCGCACCAGCUUGACAUGCAGCGCUUAGAGGUGCUCGCGUCACUUUCGCAGAAUCCGAAGACCGUAGUCACCGGUAAUGCGUCUAACAGUCUACUAGCUGAAAUGAUGGUCGCGAACCAGCUCGGUAAAGAAUUGUUAAACAUAGGUGAAGGAGGAUUCAAUGGGCUAGCGCAGGCUUCUUAACCCGGGGGGAAAAGAUGAAAGGGAGCA